Pelobates cultripes (western spadefoot toad) is the source of this 1879-nucleotide messenger RNA. Lineage: Eukaryota; Metazoa; Chordata; Amphibia; Anura; Pelobatidae. The record is from the annotation of a GenBank genome assembly.
AUGAAGAAUACAAUUAUCCUGUUUACCCUCCUGUCAUCCUUCUUUGAGGGGACAUCCACUUACCCUAUGGACCCUCUCCCGUCCCUUCGAUUUGUGACAAUUGGUGAUUGGGGAGGCAUCCCCUUGCCGCCCUACUACACCAAGCAGGAAACACUGGUUGCAGAUGAGAUGGGUAAAAUUGUGGCCAAAUGGGGUGCGGAUUUCAUUCUUACUGUUGGAGACAAUUUCUACUAUGAUGGCGUCACAGAUGUAACGGAUUUCAGAUUUAAGGUGACAAAAAUUUGUACUCCUGGCAUGCACACACUCCAUCUCAAUAGACCUCAUAAGAUAGAUUUUUAUAAUUAUGUUUAAGACCAGUGGUGGAACUACUGCCAGGGGGCCAUCCGACAGCAAUGUGUCUUGAGGGGCCGGCUCUCUGACCUUUUAAUAGUGGGACUGGAACCUUCUGAUAAAGGCAACGCUGGGAGACAGCGAGAGCAGAUAAACACUGAGCUACACAGACGAGACAAAGCAGAGAGAAGGGUGCCGGAUUGGGAGAGCCAGCUCAUAAAGCAUAGCGUGACAGUGUAUAAGUGUGUACAUUAAGUAGAUUGCACUCACAAACAUGCAGCAAGCAAGAGCGCCUCAGAAAAUCUUCCACCGAACCCACUAAGGAGCCAGGGCCUGAUUUUACAUCCUCAGUGCACCAGAAACGAACCAAGUAUUAGAAUCUGGAUCAGUGGUAUAAAUUUAUUUAUUUACAAAUAAAAUACAAUUUCUUAUUUUAAAAUGGGGGAGGGGGGGAGAGGUGGAAGCAGGUGAGUGUGGAGAUCUAUCUAGGUAAUUCUGGACUGCCUAGGUAAUAUGUGCUGGGGAUGCAACUUGCCCCUGACACACAGUUGCCAAUAACUCAAUAUGUACAGUGUUUUAAACUGAAACCCUGCACAUACUGACUCCUACCACCAGGACCACUUCAAAUCACUAAAAUGGUCAUGGUGGUUGAAGUAACCCUUUAACCCCUUAAGGACACAUGACGUGUGACAUGUCAUGAUUCCCUUUUAUUCCAGAAGUUUGGUCCUUAAGGGGUUAAAAGAACACUAUUACUUAAAAUAUUUUCCUAAGUCCUUACAUAGCUACCUAGGCUGAUUUGACUUGUGCUAUCAAACUGAUCCUCUACUUUGCUGCCCAAUUAUUAGCAUGACCUUCCAUGUUUGUGUUCAGCAGUGUCUAAUUUGAUGCCUUUCACAGAAAAGAAUUGGACUGUAUAGAGCAUGCUGGUAUAUUUUGUUUGAAGUGUAAUAACAUGAUUAAACGGAUGCUCACAGCACUACUGUAAUCAUAAUGAGUCAAACCAUUUUAGAAUUCUUUGAUUUGUCAAAUGGGAUCCGUAAGGCACUACUCUGUCUCCUCUAUAGCCCAUUGAGAGUUUGAAACCCCUGUUCAGGAACUUGUUAGCUCUCCUGAGCUAAGCCUUGCCGUGCAGGUCCAGCUCAUUAUAUGGGCAAUGAGCUAAACCCUGCAAUGCCGAGCUGUAGUGGAGACAGAAAGCCGUGCCGGGUGGAACCGUGGGGGUGGGUUUACCAGGCAACCUGUAGCACCAUAACCACUACAGAGCACUGUAAGUUUUGAUAAUAUUAAGCACAUCUUUUUUUUCCACACAAGAUCUGCAUGUGAUUAAACUUCAUAACUUUUUCCCCAUUGCCAGCAAGGACAUGUAAGAUUUGUAAUUAUUUUUGAUUUAAAUUUUUUUUUUUUUUUUUUAAUGCAGAGUACAUAUGAGUCUGUUUUCAAUGCUGAUUCGCUCAAGAAUGUACCAUGGUACAUAACUGCAGGAAAUCACGAUCACAAUGGGAAUGUGUCCGCUCAGAUCGCGUACUCCAAGGUGUCCCCUCGCUGGUAA